CCGCCCCUUUCGGACCGGCUAAGGAGACUACGGCGUCUGGCGCCCGCCUCUCGUUCCGCUUCCCCUCCCGCCCCUCAAGCUCAAAACCGAGAAUCGAAACUGUGCUGUGAACCAUGCAGCAGGAGCCUGCACCCGCCCGAUCUCCGGGUCCCCAGCAAGACCCCGCACUGCCCCACACGCCCACAAUGCCUCCCCCGGAGUCCGUCCCCGAAGGCCACCAGCCCAGCCCCAGCCCCGCGGAGCAAGCCCUGGAAGAGGAAUUCCAAUUCCUGCGCUGCCAGGCGUGCCAGGUAGAAGCCAAGCGCCCCAAGCUGCUGCUUUGUCUGCACACGCUGUGCUCGGGGUGCCUGGAGGCGCCCAACUUGCAGUGCCCGAUCUGCCAGCUGCCCGGGCCCUUAGGCGCUGACUCGCUGGUGCUGGAUAACGUCUUCUUUGAGAGUCUACAGCGGCGCCUGUCGGUGUACAGGCAGAUCGUGGAUGUGAAGGCCGCUUGCAACCGCUGCAAAGAAUCCGCGGACUUCUGGUGUUUCGAAUGUGAGAAGAUCCUCUGUGCCAGGUGCUUCGAGGCGCACCAGUGGUUCGUCAAGCAUGAGGUCCGGCCCCUGGCGGAGGUCCGCGGCCAGUCAGCGAAGGAGUUCCUUGAUGGCAUGCGCAGGUCCAACAGCAUCUUCUGCUCCAACCCCAUCCACUGCCCCCCUAUGUUGACGAGCAUCUACUGCCGGGGCUGCUCCAAGCCACUGUGCUGCUCGUGCGCGCUCCUGGAUAACAUCCACAGUGAGCUCAAGUGCGACAUCAGCACCGAGAUCCAGCAGCGGCAGAAGGAGCUGGACGCCAUGGCGCAGGCGCUGCAGGAGCAGGACCGCGCUUUCGGGGCGGCGCAGGCGCACAUGCGCUCGGCUGUCAGCCAGCUGGACCGCGCGCGCGCAGACACCGAAGAGCUGAUCCACACACGCGUGCGCCAACUAGUGACGCACGUGCUGGCCCAGGAGAAAGCGCUGCUGGAGGGGGUGAGCGCGCAGUACCAGCGCAGCUACCAGGAGAUUGCAGGCCAGCUGGGCCGCCUGGAAGCUGUGCUGCAGCGCAUCCGUUUAGGAGGUUCGCUGGUGCAGAGGAUGAAACAUUACGCCUCCGACCAGGAGGUGCUGGACCUUCAUGGCUUCCUGCGGGAAGCGCUCGGCCGCCUGCGCCAGGAGGAGCCCCAGUACCUGCAGACCUCUGUGCGCACCGACAGCUUCGACAAAUUCAAAGUGCGCCUGCAGGAACUCGUCUCCUGCAUCACUCAGGGGACAGAUGCAACUCCACCCCGGCGAGCCAGCCCAGAGGCUGCCAACCCUCCCAGGGACUCUCUUGACAUUGAGCUGGUUUCCGUCGGAACAUCUGUUUCCCGCCCUUUGGGCCUCUGCCUAGGAGUCGCAUUGCCAGAGGAGGUGCAGAAGGCUCUGACACAGGACUUGGAGCUGGCUGAGACCCAGACUAUGACUUUGGUCCAGCCGGUGCCCGGGGUGCACCCAGUGCCAGUUCACGCCUACUCCAUCAAAGACUCAUGCAGAGAGGAGGUCUGCAGCACAGUCCCGCCCCAGAAGAGGAAGUCCUGCCAGACUGAGUGCCCCAGAAAGGCCAUCAAGAUGGAGUCUGAGGAGGAGAAGGAGAUACGGUUGGCCCGGAGCUCCCCGGAGCAGCCCAGGCCCAGCACCUCCAAGGCAGUCUCACCGCCCCACCUGGAUGGGCCCUCCAGCCCCGAAGGCCCCACUGUGGGAAGCGAGGGCUUUCUGCCCAACAACAAUCACGCAGCCGGCGACGCUGGUGAGGCAGAGGAACGAGUGGUGGUGAUCAGCAGCUCGGAAGACUCAGAUGCUGAAAACUCGUCUUCCCGAGAGCUGGAUGACAGCAGCAGCAGGUCCAGUGACCUCCAGCUGGAGGGCCCCAGCUCCCUCAGGGUCCUGAACGAGAGCCUCGCCGACCCCCAAGCAGAAGACAGGCCCCUGGUUUUCUUUGACCUCAAGAUUGACAGUGAAACCCAGAAGAUUAGCCAGCUGGCAGCAGUGAACCGGGAGAGUGAGUUCCGCGUGCUCAUCCAGCCCGAGGCCUUCUUCAGCACCAACUCCAAGGCUGUCUCCCUGGAGGUGGGGCUGCAGCACUUCCUUGGUUUUCUGGGCUCCCUGCACCGCCCCAUCCUGGCCCUCUACAAGCUCUGGGGACCCGGCCUCCCCAACCUCUUCCGGGUCCUGGAGGACAUGAACAAGCUAUGGGAAUUUGAGCAGGUCAUCUCGGGUUUCCUGGCUGCACGGCCCCUCUUCCGGGAGCUGGUGCCCGGGGCCAGCAGCUUCAAGCUCAAGAGCCUGGCCGAGACCUACCUGGCAAGAAGCAUGAGCGAGCGCAGCGCCCUGGCCGCCGUGCUGGCCCUGCGGGACCUGUUCCGGCUCCUGGACAUCUUCCCAAGCCCCCAGCUAGCCCAGCACGUCUACUGCUUCAGCAGCCUGCAGUGCUUCGCGUCCCUGCAGCCGCUGGUGCAGGCGGCCGUCCUGUCCCGCGCCCAGGCCCGCCUCCUGGCCCUGCACAACGUGAGCUUCACCGAGCUGCUGGCCGCGCACCGCCGUGACCCCCAGUGGGGACUGCGCCGGUACAGCUGCUACCUGAGCCCGUCUGCUGCCUCAUCGCCCCCCAUCCAGGCCAUCAGCCCCCUGCAGGCCCUGGGCACCUACUUCAGAAACCUGUCCAAGGAGCCCAGCCCGGCACGGGCAGAAGGCCACACCGCCCCUGUUGCUGGCCGCAGCUUGGCGGGGCGGGUGUGCCAGCAGAGCUGAGAGGAGGCCCAGACUGGCUCAGGAUCUCUGGGGUUAGAAGGUCAUGGGGUUCCUGAGCCAGCUCCCUUCCCCCUGCCCCACUGCCCUUCUUCCUCAGCACCCAGCUGUCCUUUGCUCCGAAAUCAGUUCUCUGGGACCAAACUACCCUUCUCUAAAAAC
This is a messenger RNA of Mustela erminea (ermine), 2963 nucleotides long. RefSeq names its product promyelocytic leukemia (gene PML). The record is from RefSeq and is a predicted model, not a curated record. Gene Ontology annotation, molecular function: ubiquitin-protein transferase activity; zinc ion binding. Gene Ontology annotation, biological process: intrinsic apoptotic signaling pathway in response to DNA damage; positive regulation of DNA-templated transcription; PML body organization. Gene Ontology annotation, cellular component: chromatin; nucleoplasm; PML body. The transcript is spliced from 10 exons. Bases 114 to 2804 code for a protein of 896 amino acids. Lineage: Eukaryota; Metazoa; Chordata; Mammalia; Carnivora; Mustelidae.